This is a messenger RNA of Amphimedon queenslandica, 2565 nucleotides long. Its product is annotated as aconitate hydratase, mitochondrial-like. Bases 85 to 2421 code for a protein of 778 amino acids. Gene Ontology annotation, cellular component: cytosol; mitochondrion. The transcript has 20 exons. The record is from RefSeq and is a predicted model, not a curated record. Gene Ontology annotation, biological process: tricarboxylic acid cycle. Gene Ontology annotation, molecular function: aconitate hydratase activity; 4 iron, 4 sulfur cluster binding. Lineage: Eukaryota; Metazoa; Porifera; Demospongiae; Haplosclerida; Niphatidae.
GGGCGUGUCUUCAACGAUUUUAUUACUUCACUUCUUACACUUACUUCACCAAAGUGCAGGCGUCACUUCUAAGUUACUACUAAAAUGAUACGAUCUAUCCUUCAUAAAGGCGCGAAGCUUUUGAAUCCAAGGUGUCUGUCAUCGUCAUCUCCACUACCUCAAAAGGUUGCCAUUAGCAAGUUUGACCAAAAUCAUUUUAUUAAUUAUGAAAAACUGAAAGAGUCUCUUGAUGUAGUUCGUAAUAGGUUGAACCGCCCACUCACUUUAUGUGAAAAGAUAUUGUAUAGUCACUUAGAUGACCCAAGUGGACAAGAACUGAUUCGUGGUGAAUCAUAUUUAAAGCUAAGACCUGAUCGAGUUGCAAUGCAGGAUGCUACUGCUCAGAUGGCUAUGUUGCAGUUCAUUAGCAGUGGGCUACGAAAGGUUGCUGUACCAUCAACUAUUCAUUGUGACCAUUUAAUUGAGGCUAAAGUUGGGAGUGUGGAAGAUUUAAAUAGAGCCAAGGACCUUAAUGAAGAAGUUUAUGACUUUCUUUCUUCGUCUUCAGCUAAGUAUGGAGUUGGAUUUUGGAAGCCUGGAAGUGGUAUUAUUCACCAAAUAGUAUUAGAGAACUAUGCCUAUCCUGGGCUCUUACUGAUUGGUACUGACAGUCAUACUCCUAAUGGUGGAGGAUUGGGUGGUGUUUUGAUUGGUGUGGGUGGAGCUGAUGCUGUUGAUGUAAUGGCUGGAUUACCAUGGGAAUUAAAGUGCCCUAAAGUUAUUGGUGUGAAUUUGACUGGAAAAUUAAAUGGUUGGACUUCUCCUAAGGAUGUUAUUCUGAAAGUAGCCGAUAUACUAACUGUAUCAGGUGGUACUGGUGCAAUUAUUGAGUAUCAUGGGCGUGGUGCUGAAUCAUUAUCUUGCACUGGUAUGGCAACAAUUUGUAACAUGGGUGCUGAAGUUGGAGCCACUACAUCAUUGUUUCAAUUCAACCACCGAAUGAGUAAUUAUUUGAAAGCUACUGGAAGAAGUGAUAUUGCUCAUCUUGCUGAAAAGCACAGUGACCUUCUGACAUCAGAUAAUGGUUGUGAGUAUGAUCGGUGCAUUGAAAUUGAUUUAGACAAGUUGGAGCCUCAUGUUAAUGGGCCCUUUACACCUGAUCUUGCUCACACUAUUUCAAAACUUGGCUCUGCUGCUGUUGAAAAUGAUUGGCCACUUGAUAUUAGAGUCUCUCUGAUUGGUAGUUGUACCAAUAGUUCAUAUGAAGACAUGACACGAGCUGCUUCAGUUGCCAAGCAAGCUCUGUCUCAUGGACUGAAAGCAAAAACUACUUUCACAGUAACACCUGGCUCUGAACAGAUUAGAGCUACUAUGGCAAGAGAUGGCAUUGAUAAACCUUUCAAUGAUUUUGGUGCUAUUGUUCUUGCGAAUGCUUGUGGUCCAUGCAUUGGCCAGUGGGAUAGGGAAGAUGUUAAGAAGGGAGAAAAAAACACAAUUGUUACAUCUUAUAAUAGGAAUUUUACUGGAAGGAAUGAUGCUAACCCAGCAACACAUGCUUUUGUUGCUUCUCCUGAGAUUGUUACUGCUCUAGCAAUAGCUGGUGACUUAAGGUUUAAUCCUCUAAGUGACACACUCACUGGCUCUAAUGGUGAGAAGUUUAAGUUGGAAGUACCAGUUGGGGAAGAGUUGCCACAAAAGGGUUUUGAUCCAGGCCAAGAUACUUAUCAGCCACCACCGUCUGAUGAUUCUGAUGUUUUUGUCAAGGUUGAUCCAAAAAGUACUCGACUUCAGCUUUUGGAGCCUUUUAGUGCUUGGAAUGGUGAAGACAUUGUGGAUGCACCUAUUCUGAUUAAAGUAUUGGGAAAGUGUACCACAGAUCAUAUUAGUGCUGCAGGUCCAUGGUUAAAGUAUCGUGGUCACUUGGAUAAUAUCUCAAAUAAUAUGUUUUUGACGGCUGUGAAUGCAGAGAACAAGGAAAUGAAUAAAGUAAAAAAUCAAGUUACUGGUGAAUAUGGUCCAGUUCCAGAGACUGCUAGAUACUACAAGGCUAAUCAUAUUCCUUGGAUAGUAGUUGGUGAUUCUAAUUAUGGUGAAGGAAGCAGUCGAGAACAUGCUGCAUUGGAGCCUCGUCAUUUGGGUGGUGUUGCUGUUAUUGUUCGAUCUUUUGCACGAAUUCAUGAAACUAAUUUAAAAAAGCAGGGUAUAUUACCACUUGUAUUUGAAAACAGUAGUGAUUAUGACAAAGUACAACCUUCUGACAAAAUAUCUUUAUUGAAUCUCAAUGGGUUAGCCCCAGGAAAAGCCGUUCAAUGUCAGUUAAAACACGCUGAUGGAUCAACAGAAACUAUUACCCUAUGCCAUUCUAUGAAUGAAACUCAAAUUGAAUGGUUUCAAGCUGGAAGUGCCUUAAAUAGAAUGAAACAAUUAAUGGAGCAACAAUAAAUCCUAACUGGAUUACUUAAUUUAACUGAUAACUUUUAGACUUGUACAUGUAGCAGUGUUUUGAUGGUCAUAAAAAGUAGCUUUUGAAUUAAAACACAUGUAGCUAUAAUUAUGUCUUAAUUUAUUGCUGCUCAUUCAUUUUAA